AUGAAGUGCCUCGUUGCUGUUUUGGUCUGUGUGGCGCUCGCAGAGGGAAUCGUCAGGAUCCCUCUGAAGAAGCACAAGUCUAUGCGUGAGGCCCUGAGAGAGAAAGGGAUCCAUCUGCCUUACCAGGAUCCAGCUCUCAAAUACCAGACCAAUGAGCUGGCCGGCUCUGCCAACAUGUACAUCAAUAACUACGCUGAUACCACCUACUAUGGACCCAUCAGCAUCGGAACACCCCCCCAGUCCUUCCAGGUGCUGUUUGACACCGGCUCUUCCAACCUGUGGGUGGACUCCGUCUACUGCAACACUCAGGCCUGUAACACACACAAGAAGUUCAACCCCAAGAGUUCCUCCACCUACAGUGCCAAGGGACAGUCCUUCUACCUGCCCUACGGAGCUGGAAGCCUCUAUGGAGUCUUUGGAUAUGACACCGUCGCUGUUGGUGGCAUUGUGAUCCCUAAGCAGGAGAUCGGUCUGAGCACAAACGAGCCUGGUCAGAACUUUGUGGUGGCCAAGUUUGAUGGCAUCCUUGGCCUGGCCUACCCAAGCAUCUCAGCUGGAGGAGAGACCCCCGUCAUGGACAACAUGAUUUCUCGUAACCUGCUGAAUGCCGACAUUUUCGCUUUCUACCUUUCCAGGGAUGCGCAGCAGGGCAGUGUGCUCUCUUUCGGAGAUGUGGACACCAGCUUGUACGAGGGCCAGAUCAACUGGACCCCUGUCAUCUCUGAGACCUACUGGGAGAUCGGCGUUCAAGGGUUCCAGAUCAAUGGUCAAGAGACUGGCUGGUGCUCUCAGGGCUGCCAGUCCAUUGUGGACACUGGAACCUCCAUGUUGACAGCCCCAGGCCAGUAUCUUGGUAACAUCAUGCAGGCCAUUGGAGCCCAACAGGAUGAGUAUGGAAUGUUUUUGGUGGACUGCAGCCAGAUCAACAACCUGCCAACUCUCAGCUUCGUUGUCAGCGGCGCUACCCUCCCUCUGCCUCCUUCUGCUUACAUCAGUCAGCAAAAUCAGAAUGGAUACCAGUUCUGCACAGUGAACAUCACCCCCACCUACCUGCCCUCUCAAAAUGGCCAGCCCCUGUGGAUCUUUGGAGAUGUGUUCCUCAGAGAGUACUACUCCGUCUUCGACCGCGCCAACAACCGUCUCGGCUUCGCUACAGCUGUUUAA
This is a messenger RNA of Chelmon rostratus (copperband butterflyfish), 1164 nucleotides long. RefSeq names its product gastricsin-like. Gene Ontology annotation, biological process: proteolysis. The transcript has 9 exons. The record is from RefSeq and is a predicted model, not a curated record. Bases 1 to 1164 code for a protein of 387 amino acids. Gene Ontology annotation, molecular function: aspartic-type endopeptidase activity. NCBI's taxonomy places the organism in Eukaryota, Metazoa, Chordata, Actinopteri, Chaetodontiformes, Chaetodontidae.